GGUAUAUAGUGAUCUGUGGCAUAAGUCAAUAGAUGUGGCGAUGGUCCGAUAAUCUAAAAUGAAAUAUUAGUUUUUGUGAUUUUUAUCGUAUUUUAAAUCGUAUUUUAAUCACAGAUUAGUGGACUAUUCGUUAAGAGUCCAAUAAAAUCCUCUUAGUAAAGAAAAAGUGAGAUAAUAAGUGCAUUUAAGUAUGUGGCAUUGACUAAGAUAAGCUGUAAAUACAUCUAUUUUCUGCAUGAAUGUAUACCUAAAUCUUACUAAACUACGGUGAAAAGAAUUUUGGGAUAUUCCUAUGAUUAACAAUUAAUAAACAAUGUCAAAUCCUGGUGUGGAUGAUGUGGAUCUGAAUUUGUAUGCUUAUCUUUUCUCUUGGUUCAUUGUUGUUAUACUUUUCUGGGUAUCUGUGGCUGAGGAACAUUAUACUUUGAAGAUAUUUUUCUUUUGUGUUGUUAUAUUUAGUGGUUACCUAUUCACGUUGCCAAAAGAGAAAGUUCUAGGGCCAGUUGGCAAGAUAAUUCAGCAUUUACCUAGGUCUCCAACCGUGAUAAGUUUGUGUAUUGGUGGGUUCAUGGGUUUUAUAUAUUUGAUCUCUUAUUUGAUCACUUGUUUUACCAUGCCGCCCGAGGAUUCGCAGCAAGUUCGUAAAAAUAAUUAAGCUUUCAUAGUAACACUGGCCAACAUGAGUGGUGCCAUAUUAACUCAAGGGCUCAGAUCGCCGAUGCGGCGGCUGGCCGGCCUGCGCCAAGCCAAAUCCAUAUCCAAGUCCGUAGUGCACAAUGAAACCAUACUAGUGAAGAACAACAAUGAAUUUAUUAAUAAAGUAAUGAAUAACGACAAGCCGGUAAUCGUCAACUUCCAUGCGGAAUGGUGUGAGCCGUGCAAGAUCCUGACUCCCAAGCUCAAGGAGCUGAUCGAGCCGCUCCACAACCUCGACCUGGCCGUGGUGGACGUGGAGGACAACGCUGAACUUGUGCAUGCAUUUGAGGUAAAAGCAGUGCCAGCGGUGAUAGCGAUCAAGAACGGUCUAAUAGUCGAUAAAUUCAUUGGCCUCGUCGAUGCGGACAUGAUCAAUAACCUCAUCGACCGGAUGUCCGGCAAGAAGAAGGAGGACGCGUGAACAUAUCUAGCAAUUUCCCUUUAGACAUACUUAGUUGUUAUUUUUUUUAAUUUUUAAUACAGUCUUGGAGUGUAGUAAUAAAAGGAUGUGAUGUUUAGCAUAGCGGUAGUAUAUGGGGCUAGAAUUCGUUGAUAAUUAAAAAAAUAGAUUUUUCGAUAUAUUAUAUAAAAAUUCAUCAUCAUCAUCAUCA
Maniola jurtina (meadow brown) is the source of this 1307-nucleotide messenger RNA. Its product is annotated as thioredoxin, mitochondrial. The transcript is spliced from 4 exons. Gene Ontology annotation, cellular component: cytoplasm. The coding region runs from base 680 to 1117 and encodes 145 amino acids. Gene Ontology annotation, molecular function: oxidoreductase activity, acting on a sulfur group of donors, disulfide as acceptor. NCBI's taxonomy places the organism in Eukaryota, Metazoa, Arthropoda, Insecta, Lepidoptera, Nymphalidae. The record is from RefSeq and is a predicted model, not a curated record.